CCCCUUGGCUGGACAUUCAGCAGUGGACCUGGCCGUUUCCUUAUCGGAUACUGGACAUUGUGAAUUCAUGUUAGUGGUUGCAGGGUUGCUCAUGUUUCUGCAAAUAGUAUUCAUCGUGGUCUGUCAUGCAGUUGCAGUCCUUGGCAUCAGUGACCCUUCUGAGGAUUGCUCCUGAUCUUUGUUGGGUGGUUCACAGCUGCUUUGGUCUGUAGCUAGUUUAGCCCCAGUGCUAAGGGGGAUGCCCCUCUGAGGAUUCUCUGCAGAACCCUGGGCAUGAGGAGGUGUUUCCAUGCGGGCGUGUGGGAACAGUUUAUUCCCGUUUCCAUGUGAGCUCUGAGGAGCCUUCUCUCUGCCCCUUGCCCGGGAUUCGUGCCCCUGCCUCCUCGCGUAGUUUCUCCCACAGGUACAGAGCUGUCCUUAGCCGAAGACCUGAGGGGCCCCACCGAGGAUACUGAGCUCUGCUUCCCAUGCCGCCCCCUCCUCGUGUCCUGGCCGCCUGGGCCUCCUGAGUGUCUCCUCGACUCAGGAGAAAGCUUGUUCUGCGCGUCCCUUCUCUGCACUGUCACCCAGUGUCUUGAUUUCUGUUCUCUCUGGAAUUGCUGUCCUGCACUGUUAGCCCCUGAAAACCAUCACAUCAUUUCACGUCCAGUUUUCUCAUUGAUUAGGAGCCCCCGUUAACUCCAUUUUCAGUGAGUGAAUAAGCAAAGGGAACUUCAGGAAAGUGAUGCCCUCCAGCUAAGCUGGCGUUGUUAACGCUCCCUUUUUUCUUCUUUUUAAACCAGUCGUGUGUGAAUGGGAACUGGAAGGUGGCACGAGCUGUAAGGGAGGGCCAUGGUCACAGCCUGGUGUUGGCUUCCCAGCAAAUUGGCAUUUAUCAGCGUUGUACAUGGUGUCAUUGGUGGACUGAGGGGCCUGCCGAAGAGCCGCGCCUCUGGCGGAAGCCCACAUGCACAAAGAGCAUUUGCGUAGCCUCCCUCUCUGCCCCGCCGCCACGGCAGCAGGCUUGGACGACGGGGAGCCGGACCCACAAGGCCACCCACCUCAGGCUACUUUGUCCUUGGCCAGAGGGCCAGGAGGAAGGCACUGGGCGUCCUGGGACAGUCUCUGCUCCUGCCUAAGGCCCUGUCCACGGCCGCAGCUGGUGGCUCGUUUGUAACCAGGCCUGUCCUGCUACAGCUCCCUCCAGGGGACAGGCACUGACGCUGACCACUGGCUGUGCUUCUAUGCAGGCCCUGGGGAAGGAGUCUGGAAAGCCAGCUUCACAAGUUUUCUAAGCUGUAGAAUUGGGAUGAGAGCCAGUACCACUCCUUGGACCCCCAUGAUUCCCGGGGAGACAGAGGUCUCUGCGGCUGUUCUUCUCUGGGGGGCACCGUCUGUUCCAGCAGCUGGGAAUCUACAUGCCUCAGGCCUCCUCCCUGGGGAAGUGUCUGAACAUCUGGGUGGAGAAUGGGAACAGGGCCCUAUAUGUGCCCACAUUUGAGGGCGCAGCAUAGGCAGGCCCUCUGGGGAGCCCUUAUGGCUGUUGGGGGCCUUGGUAGGACAAGUGCGGCAUCCUUGACUCACAGCAGGCCCGCUGUGGUGACUGUCCUGGAGGCUGGGUAGGGGAGGCUCAUGUGCUGGGGCAGAAUGGUUCAGUGGGAGCCUUUCUCCCACGGGCUCUCACUGCACAUGCCCCCACCCCCGAGAGAAGUUGAGUCAUAGGAACAUCACAGCCGCACAGCUUCCUGUGGUAGUGGGGGGCCAAGGAGAGGCACCCAGGGGAGGGGGGAACGUUGCUCUAUGUCCUACAUCCUGAGGUUCAGAGAUGCUCCGAACAUGGGAUUUGAGCAGAGGCUGAGGACCAGUGGACACUGUGACCAGGGGAGGUGGGGAUGUGGCACCAGCCUUCCCUGGCUGCUCAUCUCGGAAGGAAUGACACCACACCUGGGACUCAGGUCUGAGGGUCUGUGGUGAGAGCUGUGGUGGCCACUGCUUAGUGGGGCUGCACCAUCCCAUGGACAUUGACCUUCCUGAGCAUCCUGCUGGGCUUGGACAUGGGCAGCCCUCUCCUCUCCAUGGAGAUGGGCCCACACCAGCUCCCCCCUGGGGUCUGCUGUCCAACAGUCCUCAGCCUUGGCCUAGGACUUUGGUGACAGGGCAGAAUUAUUCUGUGCUUUCUGCUCUUUGGUUAUGCUUCACCCAAGUACCCCUCUGAUGGCCACUUACCUCCCAGGAAGCCUCCCCGCUCCCUCCUGUUAGGAGCUGUAGCUUUGGUGCCCCCUUACCACUCUUGGAUAUGUCUCUGUUCUGCCAGGAUUUGGGAUGUGGAGGCUGAAGAGCCUGAGCCAGUGGUAGAAGCCUUUCCUUUACUUGGUUGUCAGGGACGACCAAGUCGGGUUCCUUUUGUGUGAUGGGGAAACCAGAGCAGCUGAAGAGAUUGGAGCAUCUGAAACCGUUGUUCUGUCAGGAAGGGCCCUGCCUGACAUUCAUCUUUUCAUUCAGCAGGUACUUGGGUGGGCAUCUGCUAGGAGUCAGGCCUUGUUUAGGUGCCUCUCUGUAAGCCCCAGCUUUUGUGGAAGUUACAUCCCGUGGGAUGAGACUGACCAUAACAUAUGCUAGAUGUGAUUGGUGGCAAGAAAAAAUAAGCAGGAUAAAGGAGAUAAAGUAGUGAGACAAAACGUGCUACUUAAGUAGGAUGCUGUGGCACGGUGACACCUGGGCGGAGGUUGAGACAAGGGCGGGACAAGCCACAUAGCCACCUGGAGGCAGAGUGCUCAGCAGAGGAACAGUGCAGAGGCCCUGUUUACACUGUCAAUGGGAAGCAAAGGCUAGUGUGUAUAGGUAAGCCCCAUGGCCAUUCUUGGGCAGGAAGCAUGGCAGGCACUUAUAGUUCUUGUCAGAAACCAGCAUUGCCCGUUGAGCUGAGGGGGGAGUCCCCAGAAAGGAGACAGGCCUGGAGCUGGCAGUCUGCAGCCCCAAGCCGCCUCUUCCAGGAGUAAGGUAAUAAACCUGAGCUGAGGUGGGUGUUCCCAUUCUCUGAGGAGCUGUAGAACCAGCGUAUAGAAUGUAGGGUUGCUGUGUCCUGGCAUUGUGCCAUCUUUACUUUUGCAGAAUAAGUACUGUAGAUUCCAGACAAGAUACAGAGAUCUCUAGGCCCAGAGAGUCUUGGUCGGGUGGAGGGAAAUGGCCUGUGUCCCUUCUGGCCAUCUCUCAUUCUCUCAUUGGCUGGCACGCCUCUGCACAGGACAUUUAUAGCUCCAAGAUGUCCAUACAGCCUGUCAGACCAGCUUGCCUAGUUAUCAACCCACAUCCUCUCCAGCGCCCUACUUCUGUGACUCAUUCCAGUUAACGAAACAGACUGCUUCUAGCUGGAGAAGCUCAUGGCAGCCUGGCACCUGCUGAAGGCCUAGGGAACUGGCCGUUAAUUCAGAAGACAUCUGCUCGAAGCACUGGAGUAUCCCUGGCACCUGCAGCGCAGAGGGGAGCUUGAAGAGGGCGAAAAAGGAUCUCAGGAUGGAGAAAAGGUCCUGGAUGAUCUGGGAGGACCUGAAGUCAUCCCCCUGUAUGUGUGAAGGGGGCAGGGGAGAGCGGGCCCCGAGGAGAAGGCACGACGACAGAGGCAGUGCGGGGAGUGAUGCGGCCACCAGGAGCCCCCGGAGGGUGUGCGGCCUGACUCCAAGAUUGCAGCUCAAUGAAAUGGAUUUUGGGGCUCUGGCCUCUAAAUUGUUAGAGGAUAAACCUCUCUAGUUUCAGCCACCAAGUUUGUGGUGACUUGUUACAGCAGCCACGAGAAAUGAGUACAAAUGGGAAAAUCAAGGAUUCCAAAAAGAAAUGACUGGACCCGAGGCCCAGCUUGGACCCUCCUUGCUGCCGGACCGUGUCCUUGUGACUCGACCACUAGUAUCACCUGCUCCUGGAACAUAUGCUUUCCAAAGAAGGCUCCCUGGUGCCUUGCUGGCAAGUAAGGUGGCGUCUGCAGCCCCACAGCCCCCAGUGCUGCACAGCAUGUGCUCCUGGUUGAGAGCCCCGGCUCCUGGCCAGGGCUUGUAGUUGGUGACAUGGGUCCUGGGACACAGAACAGCCACCACAGGCUCCAUUCGUGACAUGGAAUGUCUAGCUUUGGCUGCCAGCUCCAAGGUCACCUCAAGUCCUACAGCCAGGAGCAGCCGGCACCCCCCAGCACACCUGUCGCCAUCCCUGGGAAAGACACACGUGUAAAGGACACAGAGCCUUUGGUUGUAUUAUUAGACUUUUUAAACCAAGUGCAAAUGUUAUCAGGUGCUCUUGAGAGCCACAAGGACCUGUGCCUGCUGGAAUACACACAUGCCAGCUGCCCACCUGCUGGGAAAGCCACACAGGCGGCGCUACUGUUCUCUGAUCUCCAGGUGAUGCCCUGGGAAGGUCACAGCUGCCGAAACCUUUAAAACCCCAGGUGGGGGCCAACAUUCUGUGUGGGGAUUUGGAGUUGCUGCAGCUCUCAGUUGCUUCCCUUUGUGGAUUUUUUCUUCAAGCAGCAAAAAGAGAAAAUUGAUACUGAAGAAUAUCAAUUCUUGAUUCUCGGCAGGAUUCCUGUAUUUGUGGAAGUCACGUUUCAGAAUGAGGGCGGCCAGGCUGAUGGGUGCACUGCUCACCCUGGCUGGCCUGCUGCAGCUGGCCCUGUCCCUGAGGAUAGCAGCCUUCAACAUCCGAACUUUCGGGGAGACCAAGAUGUCCAAUGCCACUCUCUCCAACUACAUUGUGCGGAUCCUGAGUAGCUACGACAUCGCCCUCAUCCAGGAGGUCAGAGACAGCCACCUGACGGCUGUAGGGAAGCUGCUGAAUGAACUCAACCGGGACGACCCAAACAACUAUAACCAUGUUGUCAGUGAGCCGCUGGGACGCAGCACCUACAAGGAGCGUUACCUCUUCGUGUUCAGACCCGACCAGGUGUCCGUGCUGGACAGUUACCUGUACGACGACGGCUGCGAGCCCUGCGGGAACGAUACCUUCAACCGGGAGCCAUCUGUGGUCAAGUUCUCCUCCCCCUUCACCCAAGUCAAGGAGUUUGCCAUCGUUCCCCUGCAUGCAGCCCCGUCGGACGCAGUGGCUGAGAUUGACUCUCUCUACGAUGUCUACCUGGAUGUCCGGCAGAAGUGGGACUUGGAGGACAUCAUGCUGAUGGGCGAUUUCAACGCUGGCUGCAGCUACGUGACCGCCUCCCACUGGUCAUCCAUCCGCCUGCGUGAGAGCCCCCCCUUCCAGUGGCUGAUUCCUGACACCGCCGACACCACGGUUUCAUCCACACACUGUGCCUACGACAGGAUCGUGGUCGCAGGGCCUCUGCUCCAAUGUGCCGUGGUUCCCGACUCCGCUGCCCCCUUUGACUUCCAAGCUGCGUUCAGACUGAGCGAGCAGACUGCCCUAGCCAUCAGUGACCAUUACCCGGUGGAGGUGACACUGAAGAGAGCCUGAGGUGGAUGUGGUCUGGGCUCUGGCUGGCUGCUCCCAGGGACCCAGCAGAGAACAGCAGCUGAUUGUGUCAUCACAUUCAAGUGCUGGGGACUGAGUAGAGGCACCCAGGGCCAGUCCUGAGUGCUCCCACCCCUCCCUCUUGUCCCCCAGCAGCCACAGCAGCUGGGAUGUGAGGAAGGGGACGGGAAGGAGGCUCUUCCUCACUGUACAUGUUUCCAUCCUAAGCCUGGGGGGGGGGGGUUGUCACCAGGGCACCCCGCCUUCUGAGUCUGGACAAAAAGUCUAACACUAAGAAACAACUUUUAAUUUAAAUAAAGCUCCAAAGGGGGUGUCCUCA
Molecule: messenger RNA, 5767 nt
Organism: Phacochoerus africanus (Common warthog)
Lineage: Eukaryota; Metazoa; Chordata; Mammalia; Artiodactyla; Suidae
Gene: DNASE1
Product: deoxyribonuclease 1
Exons: 10
Coding region: 4576-5430 (284 amino acids)
Biological process (GO): DNA catabolic process
Cellular component (GO): nucleus
Molecular function (GO): DNA nuclease activity
Source: RefSeq, a predicted model, not a curated record